Messenger RNA from Rhinopithecus roxellana (golden snub-nosed monkey), 3568 nucleotides. RefSeq names its product tripartite motif containing 38 (gene TRIM38). The record is from RefSeq and is a predicted model, not a curated record. The transcript has 8 exons. The coding region runs from base 445 to 1842 and encodes 465 amino acids. Gene Ontology annotation, molecular function: protein binding; zinc ion binding. Lineage: Eukaryota; Metazoa; Chordata; Mammalia; Primates; Cercopithecidae.
UACGUUUCUCCUCCUUUACCAGAGAGGUUGAGUGCAAAUGAUAUGAGCAACGUCCCUAGUUUUCUCCUAAAUCUUAUUAGCCCCGCCUCCCACAGUAGUUUCACUUCUCAAUUUAAUCCAGUCUGAGUUAACUUCCUGACCCAGGAAGUGGCAGCUACAGAGGGGACCAGCAGCGAAUAUACUUUACACCAAAUCUCAGAAGAUUCAGAACUUAGGUAAGUGGGGCCCAGGACAGGAACCCUGGAGCCUUGGAAGCAGGGGAGCCCCUUCUCCCCAGGAGCGCGGUGACCCUAGCAGAGAGGGGCCUGGUGUAUCACUGGAGGAAGUAGCCCGCCAAGGACCAGACAUCAUCAGAAGAAAUUCUGUGUGGCUUCAAGAGACUGAUCUGGUUGUGACAGGAAAUCAGCCUACACGAGCCCAUAUUGGAGCUUUUCAAUAAAAGCUAUGGCCUCAACCACCAGCACCAAGAAGAUGAUGGAGGAAGCCACCUGCUCCAUCUGCCUGAGCCUGAUGACGAAUCCAGUAAGCAUCAACUGUGGACACAGCUACUGCCACUUGUGCAUAACGGACUUCUUUAAAAACCCAAGCCAAAAGCGACUGAAGCAGGAGACAUUCUGCUGUCCCCAGUGUCGGGCUCCAUUUCACAUGGAUAGCGUCCGACCGAACAAGCAGCUGGGAAGCCUCAUUGAAGCCCUCAAAGAGAUGGAUCAAGAGAUGUCAUGUGAGGAACACGGAGAGCAGCUCCACCUGUUCUGCGAAGACGAGGGGCAGCUCAUCUGCUGGCGCUGUGAGCGGGCACCGCAGCACAAAGGGCACACCACAGCUCUUGUUGAAGAUGUAUGCCAGGGCUACAAGGAAAAGCUCCAGAAAGCUGUGACAAAAUUGAGGCAACUUGAAGACAGAUGUACGGAGCAGAGGCUGUCCACAGCAAUACGAAUAACUAAAUGGAAAGAGAUGGUACAGAUUCAGAGACAAAAAAUCCAGUCUGACUUUAAGAAUCUCCAGUGUUUCCUAUAUGAGGAAGAGAAGUCUUAUCUAUGGAGACUGGAGAAAGAAGAACAACAGACUCUGAGUAGACUGAGGGACUAUGAGGUUGGCCUGGGGCUGAAGAGCAAUGAACUCAAGAGCCAUAUUCAGGAACUGGAGGAAAAAUGUCAGGGCUCAGCCCAGAAAUUGCUGCAGAAUGUGAAUGACACUUUGAGCAGGAGUUGGGCUGUGAAGCUGGAAACAUCAGAGGCCGUCUCCUUGGAACUUCAUACUAUGUGCAAUGUUUCCGAGCUUUACUUUGAUGUGAAGAAAAUGUUAAGCAGUCAUCGAGUUAAUGUGACUCUGGAUCCAGAUACAGCUCAUCAUGAACUAAUUCUCUCUGAGGAUCGGAGACAAGUGACUCGUGGAUACACCCAGGAGAAUCAGGACAUAUCUUCCAGGAGAUUUACUGCCUUUCCCUGUGUCUUGGGUUCUGAAGGCUUCACCUCAGGGAGACGCUACUUUGAAGUGGAUGUUGGCGAAGGAACUGGGUGGGAUUUAGGAGUUUGUAUGGAAAAUGUGCAGAGGGGCCCUGGCAUGAAGCAAGAGCCUCAGUCUGGAUUCUGGACCCUCAGGCUGUGCAGAAAGAAAGGCUAUGUAGCACUUACUUCUCCCCCAACUUUCCUUUAUCUGCAUGAGCAGCCCCUGCUUGUGGGAGUUUUUCUGGACUAUGAGGCAGGAGUUGUAUCCUUUUACAAUGGCACUACUGGCUGCCACAUCUUUACCUUCCCAAAGGCUUCCUUCUCUGAUACUCUCCGGCCCUAUUUCCAGGUUUAUCAAUAUUCUCCUUUGUUUCUGCCUCUCCCAGAUGACUAAGGAAAAGAGCAGAAGCUCCUUGGUUUAACCAGCACAGAGAAAAUAAUAUAAAUCCCAUAAGGGCAGACGUUUGGUCUGUUUUCUUCGCUGUCAAUUCCUUAGUACUUAGAAUAAUGCUGGGAUUUUAGUGGAUAUUUAAUUGAUUUAUGUUGAAUAUAUGGACUUAGAAACUAAAAAUACCACAGAUGGUUAACCUGGACUUGGGCAAAGCAAGAUAAUAGCGAUGAUCAUACAUUGCUGUCUCCAUCCGUCUUUAAUGGGUCAGGGCUUUGAUUUCCAAGGGUCUUCAGGUGAUGAGUAGUGGUACCCACAGGUCAGAAGGUCUGCGUUCUCCUAAUUUGUUUGCUGCCAUUUGAACUCAUGUGGGGAAUGAAAAAAAGCUGCAAUUAUCCGCCAACUGCAUUUAAAACCAAACAAAACAAAACAGGAAAAUCAAAAUAACGCUGACUCUUCCAACCACUGACGUGUUGUUUAAUAAUCUAAGCAGCAGUCCUGGAGGCUACCAGACUUACCGAGUUCUACCUGAGAAAUAGCCAAGCAAAGUGUGAGAGAAGGGUUAAGAAUGGCUUAUAAUGAGAUGCUUCAAAUGAAAAGGGAAUUAUGAGUAAAACUGCACUUGGAAGGGGGAUUCAGUUCUGGAAGAGAAGUUGGUAUUUUCCAGUCUGCUAGGACCAGCUACCUUGAAAUAUUUUAAAAUCUCAGUAAAUAGUUAUUGCUGAAAUGACUGUUCGUAGUUCUUAUUAUGAUUCAGAGAAGAUCAAAUAGACCUUAACUUCAUUUUGAAAAAGACCAUAUUACCAUACCUGAGUGGGUAAUGACAGGACUACAACUAAAACAUAAACAACAUUAAUGAUGACCAUAAAAAGUCACAAAAUUGCUAAAUGUUAUAAUUUAGAGUUGAUAUAAAAAUUGAUGGCCAGGCAUGGUGGCUCACGCCUGUAAUCCCAGCACUACAGGAGGCUGAGGCACGGGGAUCACUUGAGGUCAGGAGUUCAAGACCAGCCUGGCCAACAUGGUGAAACCCCCGUCUUCACUAAAAAUACAAAAAUUAGCCAGGCAUGGUGGCAGUCGCCCGUAAUCCCAGCUACUUGGGAGGCUGACGGAGGAGAAUUGCUUGAGCCUGGGAGGCAGCAGUUGCAGUAAGCCAAGAUCGUGCUGUGCCUCAAGGAAAAAAAAAAUUAAUGUUUAUUGAUAUCUGUUGAGGUCCUAUGACAUCACCUCUGAGAAUAGGAGAAAUGAAGCAACAGUUGUGUCUAGAUGUCAGAGGCAUGGCUGGGCCUCCAUCUCUGCCUAAGGGAAGACAUAAAAGAGUUCAGACUAUUGCCCAUGUUCCCCAGGGUCAGAAGUUCUAAUGAGGAUGAUAGAGGCUGGGUUGUAACUCACAAGUGAAGGGUAGCAGAAUAUGCCAUCUUUGGCAUAAGUAUUUUGAGCUGAAGACAAUUGAGAAAAAAAUAGAUUAAAAACAAACAAACAAACAAACAAACCCCUCUGCACUCUCCCUAUUUGCCUAAAAGCAGGAUAUGAAAUUGUGAAGGCAUCCUCCUACUCCAGGAAGAACAAAGGUUAGUCACCAGAGACUUUAGACUCUUAUCAGCCUGGACAUAGUACCAGAGAAGUCUUAUUUAAAAAAAAAAAAAAAAAAAAAAAGGAAAGAAGAAGUUGCCUUCCCACAAUUUAUUGCGCUAGUAACUCAAAGUCCUUUUCCUCUUCCUUGUCACUUAAAAAA